AUGGUGCGAAAAUUAAAAUUUCAUGAGCAAAAAUUGCUAAAGAAAGUAGACUUCAUAUCAUGGAAAGUCGACAACAAUUUAAGCGAGGUUAAGGUUAUGAAAAAAUUUCACAUUCAAAAAAGGGAAGAUUAUACAAAGUACAACAAAUUAUCUAGAGAAAUAAGGGAACUAGCUAACAAAAUUAAAGACUUAGAUGCUAACACAGAGUUUAGAACCGAAGCAAGUGCACAGCUUUUAGAAAAAUUAUACCAAAUGGGACUCAUACCAACACGAUGGGAUCUGGCUCUCGCUAGUAAUGUUCCCGCCAGUGCCUUUUGUAGGAGAAGAUUACCUGUUGUUAUGGUUAGAAAUAAAAUGUCAGAAAAUCUCAAAGAAGCCACAAAGUUUAUAGAGCAGGGUCAUGUGCGUGUUGGUCCCGAGGUAGUUAAAGACCCGGCAUUCCUUGUAACAAGAUCACUCGAGGACUUUGUCACGUGGGUCGAUGGUUCCGCCAUCAGGAAGCAUGUGAUGGAGUAUAAUGAUAUGAGGGAUGACUUCGAUAUGUUGUAA
Molecule: messenger RNA, 549 nt
Organism: Danaus chrysippus (African queen)
Lineage: Eukaryota; Metazoa; Arthropoda; Insecta; Lepidoptera; Nymphalidae
Source: the annotation of a GenBank genome assembly